This is a messenger RNA of Solanum stenotomum, 333 nucleotides long. Its product is annotated as elongation factor 1-alpha-like. The transcript has a single exon. The coding region runs from base 10 to 333 and encodes 107 amino acids. NCBI's taxonomy places the organism in Eukaryota, Viridiplantae, Streptophyta, Magnoliopsida, Solanales, Solanaceae. The record is from RefSeq and is a predicted model, not a curated record.
GUCAUCAUCAUGAAUUAUCCUGGUCUGAUUGGAAUUGGAUAUUCACUAGUGCUCGACUGCCACACUUCCCACAUAGCUGUAAAGUUUGGUGAGAUCUUGACCAACAUUGACAGGUGCUCAGGUAAGAAACUGGAGAAAGAGACGAAGUUCUUGAAGAAUGGUGAUGCUGGUAUGGUUAAGAUGAUUCCCACCAAGCCUAUGGUUGUUGAGACCUUUGUUGAGUACCCAACAUUGGGUCAUUUUGUUGUGACAGACAUGAGGCAAACUUUUGUUGUCGGUGUUGACAAGAAGGACCCAACUGGUGCCAAGGUCACACAAGGCUGCCCAGAUUAA